AGUAUGGCGGACGGCGGAGGGAAGCCGCUGCAGAGCGCCAUGAAGAUGGCGAAGCAGGCGAUUCAGCUGGAGGGGGGAGACCGGCAGCAGGUAGGCGGCUGCCACCUGGAUGGCAGCAUCAAAGCUCCGGCUGAAGCUGACCGGAAGUGACGAUGUAUGGAAUGUAAACAAACAUGGGGGGAGGGGCUGCUCCAGCUGUCAAGUUCAGAAAAACCAGGAAACCAGCUGGAAGCCUGAUGGUCAUAAUGUUGGAAGCUUACUGCCAAUACCUGCGAACGAUCAACUACAUAUCACACGUUCUUCUCCAAGAAGAGACGCAGGUGGAGGUGGAGCGGAUGCUGCGUCUGGCGGAGCAAUGUCUGGACCGAGCCAAGUCCUUCAUAGGGAAGCGCUCAGUCCAUCCUGCCGCCCCUGUCCUCCACAAUGCUUCCUGUUCUUCAGCUGACCAAUCAGAGAUUGGUCCUAAGGCUGGAGACAGCACCUCUGCUGCUGAGGGACAGGUUGAUGCUUCGUCUCGGUUUGGUCUGUCAGAUGAUGGUGGACAGCCGUCCUCUUUCCCUCCUCCCGAUGUCUUCCAGAGACAACAGACUGUGGCUUCACACGACUCCGGCAGGAAGACGCUGACCCCGGUGGAGGAAGCGUCCCGGCAGAACCAGAAGCUCCAGGCGUCCUAUGAGGCUCGUGUGGCCCGGCUGGCUCCGGGUCAGGCGUCCCAGAAAACCUCCUUGACUCUUUCUCUGCAGCGGCAGAUGAUGGAGAAUCUGAUCAUCGCCAGAGCCAGACAGGACGCCCUGCAGAGGAAGGUGGAGGAGAGGAGGCAGAGGCUGCAGGACGAAGCUAACAGAAGGUUUGCUGCCUCUGGAGCACUGACUGCAGAGGAGGAGGAGCAGCGGCUCCUCUUUGCCCGGGUUCUGGAGUAUGAACUGGACCACGACUGGCCCAAAGAGUGGAGAACCAACAUCAAGAAGAACCCAGACGCCUCGCUGGUUCUGGAUUUGCUCUCCUACCUGCUCAGAUCUGAUCAUCCACUGGUGGAGCUGCUGAGGAAACAUCAGUUCAGAAUCUACAACCAGCUGUACCCCAUCGUCACCCAGAGUCUCCCUCAGAGCCUUCCUCAGAGUCUUCCUCAGAGCCUUCCUCAGAGCCUUCCUCAGAGUCUCCCUCAGAGCCUUCCUCAGAGUCUUCCUCAGAGCCUUCCUCAGAGUCUUCCUCAGAGUCUUCCUCAGAGCCCCGCCCUGCUGCUCAGGUCUUCUCGCAGCGUUCACGUCCGGCUCUCUCCAGAGCGAAACCCGACCGGAACCAGCAGCUCAGUGGCCAGCGAGGACGCGGCGCGGCGGGACGACUCCUUCGAGGACCUGGAGCACUUCCUGUCCCGGCUGGACUCUGGUGACCUGCAGGCAGAGCUGACCUUUGACCCCUCCGUUGAACUGGAGCAGCUGGAGUUCAGAGCUCUUAAAGAACACCUGAAGGCCAUCGUCAGAGACAUCCACGGAGCCAUCGAUCAGCUGCUGUCGCUCUGCCUGCUCUCCUUCGACUGCCUGAACACGGCGACCUUUAAGGACCUGAGUCUGGGCUGCAUUGAGGAGGCCUUCUUCACGCCGCUGUGGAGCCCCCUGCUGGCUCUCUUCAGGCGAGUCCUCAGGGAGCGAGAGCGGCUCUUCCAGAGGAACAUGGCGCUGUACUGCAGCGCCUCGCCAGCAGAGGUCGGUGUUCCCCUCAAACUGUUCCCCCAGGACCCCGGCGCUCUCCAAGGUUCCUACCCCUACGAGGCGGCGGUGCAGGAGCUGAAGCUGCUGGUGCAGACCCGCUGCCCUCAGAGGAAGCUGGACUGCAUAGUGCGGACGCUGCGGCUGAUCUGUGGCUGCGCCGAGGAUUACCGGAACCAGCAGGGGGGCGGAGCCUCCCGGGCCGCCGCCAUCGGCGCCGAUGACCUGCUGCCCAUCCUGUCCUACGUGGCGCUGCGCUGCCAGUGUCCCCAGCUGCUGUCGGAGUGCGCCGCCCUAGAGGAGUUCAUCCAUGAGAGCUUCCUGAUUGGUGAGGAGGGUUACUGUCUCACCUCCCUGCAGAGCGCUCUCGCCUACGUUGAGUCUCUGCCAGCAAGAUCUGACCUUGUUGACCCCGAGUAAUGCCCCUCCCCCCCUUAUAGCCACAGGUACAAGCUGGCCUCUGAUUGGCCAGACAGAGAUAAGGUCAUGACCUUUGCUCUGGAGGUUCCUGGAUAUCAGGAAGGAUUUACUGCUGGCUGUUCUGAGCAUGCUCAGUAGGGGCUGAGAAAUGGAAGCAGCAGUUACUUUCCAGUUGUGGACCGGACCGGACCGGACCGGGGGAGGGGCUACUUCACCAUUUCUUCAACUUUUCCAAGUUGUUCUUCAUCUUCCUCACUCUUCAUCGUUUUCUGAUGCUGCAGCUCUUGGCUCCGCCUCCCAGCCAAUCAGAAGACUCCAGGUGUCAACAGGUUGUCAAUAAUUCCUCUGCAAACAUGAUCAGUGCAACACCUGGUUGGUGGGCGGAGCCUGAGCUGGAGAGAAAUGUUAAUAAUCCAGCAGCAGAUCUGUAAAUCCAAACUUUACUGAAUUAUUAGUCAAAACCUGGGAGUUAAAACUGCUGCAGACACUACAGGAAGUCUGAUAAUCCUGCUGAUAUCUAACCGGGUCACCAUGUUGGUGAACGGCAUCGUGGGUAAUCUGCUUGCAGUGGAUGUGAUGACAUGAGAGCAGACUCUGGGUGACCUUCAGGAUGACCUCUGAUGCCUACAUCGGCCCUGCUGUGAAGAACUGAAGGGAUUCUUGGUUUUGUUUUUCAGAAUUUAGUUUCUUCUCAUCUAGUUUAUAUUCAAUUUGCCGGGACCUUUCCAGAGGUCAAGGGUCAUAAAAUAAAUCAGGUAACUUUGUAUUUUAUUGUUUAGUUUUAAAUCAGAUAAGUUUAUACAUCCCAGAGAUUUAUUUAGUUUAACUUUUUAUUCUCAAUUGUUUAUGAAGCAAAAAUCAAAUUUUCAGUCUUAAAAUAAUUUCUGGUCCAAAGAGCAGAAAGCGGCUGUAGUUUCUGGUUCUGAGAUGCAGUACUGGUUUACUGGUUCCGGCACCAGUAAACUGAUGGAACUGGGAGAAUCUGCUGGAAUAUUUUUGCAUCAUUUUUAUUGAAGAUGUUUUCAAAAGCCAGAAAAUCCUGUUUCCAGUUGCAACAUGAAAGAUGUUGAGAUGUUCGGGGCUGUGGUGGGUCGGGGGAAGCGCGACCCACAUUUUCAGGCCUUUGGUCCUCGGCGCGGCCGUCGUGGGUUCGACUUCCGGACCCGACGGGUCUUCCCCUUCCUGUAAGAGUCACUAGAGACACAAAAACCCCUGGAGGGAAAAACAGCAAGUUCAGAUGUUAAAGAUCCUGUGAUUUGAAUCUAAACUUUACUGGGAAUGUUUAUGAAAUAAUGUAUCUUUUUGAGAAGAGUUAAUAAAGAUCAAUUGUUUAAUUAUUAAA
This is a messenger RNA of Poeciliopsis prolifica (blackstripe livebearer), 3468 nucleotides long. It is a transcript of the gene vps9d1, whose product is annotated as VPS9 domain containing 1. Gene Ontology annotation, biological process: vesicle-mediated transport. Bases 174 to 2126 code for a protein of 650 amino acids. The transcript has 16 exons. Gene Ontology annotation, cellular component: endocytic vesicle; cytosol. Lineage: Eukaryota; Metazoa; Chordata; Actinopteri; Cyprinodontiformes; Poeciliidae. The record is from RefSeq and is a predicted model, not a curated record. Gene Ontology annotation, molecular function: guanyl-nucleotide exchange factor activity; small GTPase binding.